AAGGUGGUGUUGCCACUUUAUCCAGGUACAUGGGGAUCCCUAAAGGCUCCUCCUUUAAGGAGCAGAGAAACACCAGCCGCUCCGGAGAAGGUGCACCUCCGACCCGCCGCCAUGUCCUGCUACGAUCUGUGCCGUCCCUGUGGCCCAACCCCGCUUGCCAACAGCUGCAACGAGCGCUGCGUCAGGCAGUGCCAGGACUCCCGGGUGAUUAUCCAACCCUCUCCCGUGGUGGUGACCCUGCCCGGCCCCAUCCUCAGCUCCUUCCCCCAGAACACCGCCGUGGGAUCCACCACCUCCGCUGCUGUUGGCAGCAUCCUGAGUGAGGAGGGAGUGCCCAUCAACUCCGGGGGCUUUGGCCUCUCUGGCAUUGGUGGCCGCUACUCUGGCAGAAGGUGCCUGCCCUGCUAGAGCCGGGCUGGACGUCCCGUGAGUGCAUCGACCAGGAACCCAAAGCCAGGUGCCGGACUGAGGAUGGAGCUGCU
Molecule: messenger RNA, 482 nt
Organism: Athene cunicularia (burrowing owl)
Lineage: Eukaryota; Metazoa; Chordata; Aves; Strigiformes; Strigidae
Product: feather beta keratin-like
Exons: 2
Coding region: 112-408 (98 amino acids)
Cellular component (GO): intermediate filament
Molecular function (GO): structural constituent of cytoskeleton
Source: RefSeq, a predicted model, not a curated record